UGUUCGAUAGCGUCCUCGAUGCGGUACCUGGAAGUUAACAGCUGUGGUCUAGAGCAGCGUGCUAAAUUCUCCUGGCCUAUCUUUGAUUCUAGUAUCUCGAAAUGGGAGAUAACACGCCAAUCGACAUCAUCCAUUCGCGAGAUUAUGAUGAGACUCCAAAUCUAGAUCCUUCGUCGCAAGUACAGGAGCAGCACCAACAGGGUUCGGCCCCCAAAGAUGCGGAGACCAAAUAUGAACAAAAUAUCGUUCCAGAUGGUGGCUAUGGCUGGGUUUGUGUUGCCUGCGUCUUCUGGAUCAAUGCGCACACGUGGGGAAUCAACAGUAGCUACGGCGUCUUUCUCUCCUACUAUCUCUCGCAUAAUGUCUUUGCCAACGGUUCUGCCCUGGCCUACGCCUUCACUGGCGGUUUGAGCAUCUCCUGCGCCCUCCUAGUAGCUCCUCUAGCCACAUACCUCAUCCACAUCUGCGGAACCCGCCUGGUUCUAAACCUCGGGGUCUUCUUCGAAACUCUCUCCCUAAUCGGCUCAUCUUUCGCUACCGAACUAUGGCACAUCUUUCUUAGCCAAGGUGUCUGCUUCGGCUGGGGGAUGGGCUUCCUCUUUGUUGGAAGCGUAGGCAUAACCCCUCAAUGGUUCCACCGCCGUCGCAGCCUAGCAAUGGGCAUCAAUGCAGCCGGCUCUGGCAUAGGGGGACUAAUCUACUCCCUAGCCGUUGGCGCCAUGAUUCCCCGACUCGGCCUAAGCUGGGCUUUCCGAAUCCUAGGGAUUAUCGCCUGCGUCGUCAACCUAGUAUGCGCCAAUCUUCUCAAGGACCGAAAUAAAGACAUCGGAAGCCGCCACCAUGCCUUUUCCCUCCCCUUACUCAAGCGUCCCGAAUUCCUCCUCUUCUUAGGAUGGGGUAUCCUUAGCAUGCUAGGUUACGUCGCCGUGCUUUUCAGCGUCGCCAACUUCGCCCUCUCUGUCGGUCUCUCCUCCCAUCAAGGCAGUGUCGUCAGCGCCCUGCUUAACCUCGGCCAGGGAGUCGGCCGACCCAUCGUGGGCAUGUUCAGCGAUAAAUUAGGCCGGAUUAAUAUUGCCACAUUCCUCACAUUCCUGUGUGGCUUGUUCUGCCUGGUGAUUUGGAUCUUUGCUCGCAGCAUGGGCGUGGUCUGCUUCUUCGCAGUUCUCGUCGGCACUGUUGCAGGAACCUACUGGGCGACCGUCACCCCUGUGCUGGCGGAGAUCAUCGGUCUGCGGGAUUUACCAAGUGGAUUGAGCAUUACAUGGCUGGUUUUGGUACCUCCUACAACCGUGUCGGAGGCUAUUGCGCUUGUGCUGAGGGAUAAUAGAUCCACGGACUCGGUGUAUUUGAGAGUGCAGAUCUUCACGGGGUUCAUGUACAUUGGUGGCGCGGCGUGUUUGUGGCUUGUGCGAGGAUGGAAGAUAGGGGAGCUUGUGCAAUCUGAGAAGAAGGAAGGAGCGUCUCCUGGUGUGAUAGUUCCGAGUAGUAUAGAGAAGAAAGAUGAGGAAGAACCUGCACAGAAGGGGGAGGAAUAUGAUCCUUCGCCUGGGAUACCCACAUCAGGUGUGAAGGAAACUCAACUCCGGUCGCCGAUCCAUUUGCUGCGUCGGAUGGUGGCCUUGAGGAGAGUCUGAUUUAUCUAGAUAAGCAAGAACAGAACAGUAGAGACUAGACUAGAUAGUAUAAGAUGACUGUCUAGAUUGCCAUUCUAGACCAGAUAUGUAUUGGUCAAGCACAGAAGUACAUAAA
Molecule: messenger RNA, 1749 nt
Organism: Aspergillus welwitschiae
Lineage: Eukaryota; Fungi; Ascomycota; Eurotiomycetes; Eurotiales; Aspergillaceae
Product: MCT family MFS transporter
Exons: 2
Coding region: 102-1634 (510 amino acids)
Biological process (GO): transmembrane transport
Molecular function (GO): transmembrane transporter activity
Source: RefSeq, a predicted model, not a curated record